GAACGUUUUGUGGUUGGAAGUAUGAGACGGAAGUCAGGGAACGGAAGAGCUGUUUCGGAAUCCGAAUUUACAGUAGUGUUUUGCACAUUAUCCCAAAUUCUGAUCGGAAUCUGGGCCGCCUGCGGCUGAGAAUCGCUCAGGCCAAAACAAAAAAAGCUCAUCAUAUCUCUAGGCUGGCUUCCAGCUUCGAAGCACUGAAAAUGCCACAGGGAGCCAUUGAAAUCCAACGCCAGCUCAAGGAUCAGAUUCCAUGAGGAAAAUGAAAGAAAAAAACGAAUCAAAAGGAAACCAGAGCACAUAAACCAGUCAGUCGUCCCUCCUUUAUGAUUUCUCCCUCGUAUAUAUAUUAUUCUUUCACGUUUGGAGAGAAAUCAAACCUUUUUGAAUAUUUAAUUUCCCAUUGAAUACAUACAUAUCUGUGUAAAUAGAUACAAUGGAUCCAUGAGUGGUGAUAUGGAGAAGAAGGAUCGGGAGUCUCACCCAGAUGCAUUCCAAGCAUCUGGACCGCGAAGUGUUUCUUCUCCCAAUUGGAGAGACCUCAUCAACUCCAGUUGGUUUCGGAGUACUAUUUGGAGCACUUUGCAUACUCAUUCCAUUCUAUAAAAGAAGUCUUGUUUCAAUAAAGAAGAAUGGGAACUACAGAAGGACAGUAAUGGCUUGUUUUGUACAAGCCGUGUACUUGCUUGAGCUAGACAGGCAAGAAAACAGGAAAGGAGAAAAUGCCCUUGCUCCAAAAUGGUGGUCACCCUUCAAAUACAGACUGGUGGAGACCCUAAGAGACGAAAGGGAUGGGUCUAUAUUUGGGGCAGUCCUGAAAUGGGACAGGGCAGCAGCUUUAACCGACCUUGUUCUUAUCAGGCCAAGCGGCGCACCAAGUGCCGUUCUAGCACUCAGAGGGACACUGCUCAAGAGUCCUACAAUGAGAAGGGACAUCCAAGACGACCUACGCUACUUAGCCUGGGAGAGCCUAAAGGGAUCUGUCAGGUUCAGUGUGGCUCAGAAAGCACUGAAGUCUCUUGCAGGGAAGUAUGGAAGAAACAAUGUAUGCAUCGCUGGGCAUUCGCUGGGGGCAGGGUUUGCACUUCAAGUCGGGAAGGCAUUGGCGAAAGAAGGAAUAUACAUAGAGGCACAUUUGUUCAACCCACCAUCGGUUUCGCUGGCCAUGUAUCUGAGGAACAUGAGAGAAAAAGCUUGGUUGGUCUGGAGAAAGCUCAUCAAAUCUCCUCAUGAUCAAGCUCAAGCUCCUGCUAUGCGAGUUGGGAUGGAGCAAUGGGUGCCACAUCUGUACAUAAACCACAGCGACUAUAUAUGUUGCUAUUACAUGGAUUCAGUGGGGGAAGCAGAAGAGAAGACGAGGGAAAGGAGUGCCCAAGUUGCUGCCAGACUGUUCCUGCCGGCUACGAAAGGGAAACAGAAGUUUCUAGAAGCACACGGACUGGAGCAGUGGUGGUCUGACAACUUGGAACUCGAAAUGGCAGUGAAUAACAGCAGGCUGAUAAGCCAGCAACUGAAAUCCUUGUAUAACCUCCCUCUGCACUGAAUAACAGCAGUGCAUAUUCCACACUGCCUCAUUCAACAAAUCACUUAAUUUGCAACAGCAAUGCUUGAUCAUAUCAAGUUAUUUAUAAUUACCUUCGAUAACUUUUUCCCCCCCGUCAAGUCAUACAAUUGCAAUGCAUCGUUGCAUUUACUGCGUACUUCCCAAAAGUAAUUUUUUGAUCCAACAUUUUUCUCUCAUAUGUGCUUCUGUUCACUCCAACAACACUUCUAAGUGGGAUAAGCAAAACGGCUGAGUAAAACUUACAACGCAUU
Molecule: messenger RNA, 1812 nt
Organism: Cuscuta campestris
Lineage: Eukaryota; Viridiplantae; Streptophyta; Magnoliopsida; Solanales; Convolvulaceae
Source: the annotation of a GenBank genome assembly